Trichobilharzia szidati is the source of this 5305-nucleotide messenger RNA. The record is from the annotation of a GenBank genome assembly. Lineage: Eukaryota; Metazoa; Platyhelminthes; Trematoda; Strigeidida; Schistosomatidae.
CAAGCGAGCAAAUCACUUGUUUAUCUCACUCGCGGGCACUCAAAAUUACGGCCGUCGACAGGCUGCCCGACAGGCUGCCUAAGGCAUGGUCGGCUACGAAGUGUGCAGGGAUUGGUUACCCAAGACGAGGCAACGGAUGACUAAUAGGACUGCCCUUUCCCUCUCAUCUAAUUGUAUUGUGAUUGGUUGUAAAUAUAAUCCUUGACCUUCAGUCUUCGUUCUUACUCGCACACGACACUUGUGUGAUCACACUUCUAACGUGCGCUUUGCUCUCUGUUUCAGAUCAUUGCUUGACGAGUGGGAUUAUAGUCCGUCGAGUAGUUCUUAGGUGUCAUUUGUAAAAUUUUGGUUAACUUGUUGGUUGGUGUACUGCAAGAGUAAUGACAGACGAUAUUGUAUCAUUAAGGUUGGCGUUAUUGAAUGCUAAGUCUAAUCUACUGACUCAUUUACAAAAUCAUCAUGAUCUCCAGCCUGUUAAAUCAGAAUUUAAAAACUUGGUUGACGAAUUCAAUGACUUGGGAAAGUAUUGCCGGUAUUUGUAUGAGAAUGCAAGAAGAAAGGUCAAAUCUAAUCUACUCAAUGAAGACGAUAAAAGGGUAUCAUCAGCAUCAGCGUUUCAUAAAGAAGCAUUUAGUCAACUACAAGAGCUAUUAGACAUGCAUACGAAUUGUUCAUAUUUGUUAGACUUACAUCAAACUUUAAUUGAUUUAGAAGCUUCAAUCGAUGAAUUGAUAUGUGAAUGUUCAAUAUUUGGCGAAAAAGAAAACUGGAAGAAAAUACUCAAUGUAGACGAGUCAGAAGGUGAUUGUAAGGAUAACUUAAAAGUUGAAGAAAACUACAAAGAAAUUAAUGAGGCAGUAUGCCGCUCGUACGUCGAUAAUAUAGUUUAUUAUCUUCAAUUGGCUGAACAUUUACUCGCUGAACAACCAAAGUUUAAUAAGGACGCUGCAUUGCUAUUUCCAAGCAUGACGCUUACACUUAUACGAUGCAAGGAUCUUCUUGUUCAAGUUGUCGAUGAGUUAUGGUGUCGAUGGAUUAUUCUAGAGUUGCCGUCGAAACAAAAAGAUGUAACACCAUUUUCUAAUGUCAAUAUACCCUAUCCAUCAAUUCAUGAACAGGUGGAAUCGAAUGAUUUUUUCAGUUUUUCAUUCAACGCUUGUAUACCGUCAGUAGCUCACAUGGAAAAAGCACUGAAUAAUCCAAAUUCCCUAUUUGAUUCGUUUUUUUAUCGUCUGUCGUCGGAUAAUGAUGAUCUACCGGCGACUAUUCCGCUAUGUGGAAAAGCUUCUGUAUUGGCUAGUCUUAAAAUAUUGGCCAAGCCUGGAUUAAUAUGUCAGUUGUUGAGAAUUAUUGAAGCUUUAGAAGAGUCUAAGACUCGUAUUUAUGAAUUGUUCAGUCAAAUUUGGACGUACAUCUUUAAACCUUGGCUUAAAAAGGUCCCAUGUGUAUCCGGUUCAGAAAUGGGUUGGCCAGAGUUGAAGUGCCAAUUGAUUAAUGAGUCGCUCCAUGAUGAAUUAGAUAUCGACGUAUCAGUGAAUAGUACUGCUAGUAGUAGUAAUAAUCGUAGGAAAACGGCUUCUACUGCUGCGGCUGACCGUGGUGUCUUAUGCUACUUCAAUCUACUGUUAAUAGCACCAAAUACGAGUACUACUACUACUACUACUACUACUACUACUACUACUACUACUACUACUACUACUACUACUACUGGUACCAUUACUUCUAAUAUUAGUAAUAAAAGGGGUGCAGAAGGAGUCAAUAAUGACAGUCAUAAUAGUCGUUCUAGUCAUAAGAGUACUGAUAUAGAAACACGCAGAGGCAGUGGAGGACGAGGAGGCGUAGAACGAAGACGAAGCGAAGGAGAAGACAAAGACGAAGAAGCCGCCGUUAAGAAAUUGAUCAACAGUUCAUGUAAACAAUUAUCUAAUGCAUUUAGCGAUUUAUAUAAGUAUUUCUUUGGUCUGAAAUUUAUUCAAUCAUCCAAUAAUUAUGAUAAUAAUAGUAGAGAGGAAAAUGUCUGUAUAGGAGGACUCCUCAAUGUCAACUCUGAUAUUCUUAGUGAUGAUGGUGAUGUGGAUGGGAAUGCAGAUGAUACAGCUAAACGUGUCAUUGACUUACUAAUCAACAACAACAACACCAUUGAUAGUGAUAUCGAAAAUAGUCAAUCAAUUUGUUGUUUAUUCAGUCAUGAAUUAGUCAGUGAAUUAAUCAAUGGACGUUUCAAUGUUGAUGUAUUCUUCACAGACGGUGAUGCUGAUGAUGAUGAUAAAAAAUCGACUAAUUUUGAGUCAAUGUUAGCAUCAAUUACCGACUCUGUGAUACAAUUGAUUCACGUUGGAAUAAGUACAGGAUUUCUACCAACAGAGGAACAACUUUCACUGAAUAGUACUCAACAACAACAAGUGUCAAGUUCUAAUAGUGGAGAAGCAAAAUUAAGUGUAUGGAUUAAGAAACUCCCCUUGUUGAAGUAUAAACGUAAAGCAAGCUGUAUGCUAGAACAACUGCAUCAAUUAUUAGCUAAUCGUGAACUCUUCUAUUCAAUGUGUCGUCCAGCGAAUGAAAGCGUAAAAUGUGAGAAGAAGAGGGAGCAGGAGGAGAAGGAAGAGGAGGAGGCGAAUCCUUCAGAUACUGAUCAUAUUAAUGCUGGUGACGAUGAUGAUGUUGAAUAUGAUGAAAGUAUCUUUGAAGAGGAAGAAUUCAUUCUCAGUUAUGAUAGUGAUGCUGGUGAUAAGGAUAAUAAUAAUAAUAAUAAUAAUAAUAAUAAUGGUCCACUGAAAUCACGAUCAUUAUCGGAUUCAAAUAACGAGAGUGAAUAUGAGCAUACUGUCUCUAGACUACUGAAAUCCAAGUGUAAUCUACGUGAUAUCUCAAGAUAUUUAGAUCCUGGACAAUUUGAUUUUCCUGAUUGUAUGGUGUCGGAAACUGUCCUCCUAAUGAUGAAACAAGUCUAUGACAUUCUCAAUAAUGGUUUUACCUACCUUGUAACCUUAGUGAAUGAAGUGAAUCAGUCGACAGCAAAUAAUGUGCUGGAUUUAAAUACAAAGAAAACUAUCACAAUAAGUUUUGUUGAAUUUAUAAUUAAAUUAAUUCCUCGGAUAUUUAUGCUAUUCACCUCACUGAUACCUAGUUUACAUGCACAGACGGGUUUACGAUUUGCUGUUCUGUACUACAAUGAUUGUAUGUAUUUAGCUCAUGAAUGUUUAUCCCUGGGUGAACGUGGCCCGUACAAAUUUAUUGGAGAUUUUCUCGAUUUAGACUAUGAAACAGUAGCCAGUGCUAAUGAUAUUGUUUUUGAUGAAGAUAUUCUGGAGAGAUUAGCUGCAAUGGGUACUUGUAGUCUGGUACCACAUUUUCAUCAAUCUGGUGCCAAAAGCUUAUCGUAUCAUUUAAGACGUGAACGACAACAUCUCCUACGAUGCAUUGAAAGGAUACAAGGAUUUCAUGAUGUCAGUUCAUCAUUCGGUUAUAAUCGAUGUACUACUUCUAUGGAUGAUUGUCGUCGUCAUUUGCUAAAAGUUGCUGAUGUUCUUGCCUAUCUACCAUAUAAGAUCUAUUAUCGUGCAUUAGGAUCUGGACUUCGCCGAUGAUAUAUGUCUGAUUUCCCACAAACUGGAAGAUAUACUAGCGAAAAGCAACAAGUUGGCAGAAGAAGCAUCAAAGAUAGGAGUUCAGGUGAACAUAGAGAAAAUAGAGGUGAUGAAGAUUUCUGGACAAGAACAACAACAACAGACAACGAUCAGCUUAAAUGGUAGGAACCUGAAAGAAACAACCUUUUUUACCUACCUGGGAAGCAUCGUUUCAACUACAGGCCGGUGAGACUGACGAGGAUAUCAAAGCGAGAAUCGGAAAAGUAAGACAAGCUUUCACUACUCUCAAGUCUGUGUGGAGUUCAACAGCACUCAGCAUCAAAAUAAGAUCCGGAUUUUCAACUCCAAUGUGAAGUCAGUCAGUUCUAUACUAUACGGAUCAGAGACUUGGCCAGUGCGUCAUAAAGAGCAUCUCAAACAAACUACAGACCUUCAUUAACAGUUGUCUUCGCUCAAUACUACUCAACAUCAGAUGGCCGGCCAGAAAAGAUCAGCAACAGGGAUCUUUGGUAAUGAGCGAACCAACCAGGGACCGAUUGUGAAACAAAUAGGCAGGAAGAAAUCGAGAUGGAUUGGCCAUACUCUGAGGAAACCAUCAAGUGAUAUCACUAGACAAACCAUUGCUCGAGUCGAAGCCGAAAGGGAAGUGGCGAAUUGGUCGUCAGUGUGAGGGUGACUUGGAGGAGGUCAUGUGAAGAGGAGAUGAAAGCGUGUGGGCAGACUUGGAGCCAGGUGAAGACUCUAGCAGAGAACCGAACGCAAUGGAGACGCACGGCUGAAGCCCUAUGUUCCUGUAGGAUUUAAAGUUAACAAUAAUAAUAAUCUGUCUUUACUCUCUUCUCUUGUUUCUGUGUGGUACAUUGGGAGUGAGAGAGAGAGAGAGAUUGGCAAGUUUAAGUGCUGUACAUCUGUGCAAAGUUUCUUUUUAUGUUAAGACCCCAGUCAGUCACUAACAGCCAGUAAAACUUCCUGUAUUAUUUUACUGAAUUGAUUAGGUUUGUGUGACCAUCUCAUAACUCCGUAUAUGUAGCUCACAUAAUGGUAAUGGUGAUAAUGUUGACGACAAUAAUUCGUUUAAAUUUCCUUUUUUUUUCAAAUGCCUAUUUAGGUUACCUGUGUAAUUGUGUUUGUGCAGAAUUAGUGAAGUGUAUAGUGAAUUCAACUGAUAUUACACAGUCGGAUUGUGAUAAAAUACUGAUCUUAUUAGAUCAGAUUAGUGGCACUGUAAGUUAUUGUUACUAUUAUUACCAUUAUUUAUUUUUGAAAAAAGAAUCAAAGCACUGGACGACUUCUUGUCAAAGUUGUUCAGCCUCUGUUAAUUGCAUUCUUGUUCAUUUAGGUUUUUCGUAUUUUUGAAAGUAUCAAAUCUUUUGACUGUAAUAGUGAACGUAUUUUGGCAUGUGAUUUGCUUUUGUUGGAUGAAAGAUGAUACUGAAAGACUGGACUACUCCGACUGACUAAUCAGCAGUCCGCUCCGUCCUUCUUUAUGGCUGUGACACAUGCUAGCCAUUGAGAGUGGAAGACAUGAAAAGAUUCGCUAUCUUUGAUCAUAGGUGCCUGCGUUCUAUCUCCCGUGUGAAGUGGUAUAAUAAGGUGAGCAAUAUUGAGGUUAGGCGUCGAGUGCUAGGUAAGGAGGGGAAAUCAGUCAACGAGACUGUGAAAUUACAUGGACUGAGAUGGUUAGGACAUGUGUUACGUAUACCUAGUCAUCGCCUUCC